UAGCGGAGGCACCGGGUGGAUGCUGAGGCGCGCUGGAGAUGGCUAGAGAUGACUAUGAGAAGAUCCUCAAGUACUACGAGUUACGUGAAACGAUUGGAACAGGUGGAUUUGCAAAGGUAAAGCUUGCACGACACCGCCUCACUGGUGAAAAAGUUGCAAUAAAAAUUAUGGACAAGCUUGCUUUAGGGGAUGACUUGCCUCGUGUUAAAACAGAAAUUGAUGCCAUGAAGAAUUUACAUCACCAGCAUAUUUGCCAAUUGUACCAUGUCAUAGAGACAUCCCGGAAAAUAUUCAUUGUCUUAGAGUACUGCCCUGGAGGAGAGCUCUUUGAUUAUAUAAUUUCUAAAGACCGCCUUUCAGAAGAGGAAGCUCGUGUAUUUUUCCGGCAGAUUGUUUCAGCGAUUGCUUAUGUUCACAGUGAGGGCUAUGCCCACAGGGACCUCAAGCCAGAAAACCUACUGAUUGACAAGGAACAUAAGCUGAAGCUGAUAGACUUUGGACUUUGUGCAAAGCCAAAGGGUGGGCUUGAUUACCAACUGAAGACGUGCUGUGGAAGCCCACAUUAUGCAGCACCAGAGCUGAUUCAGGGAAAAGCAUAUAUUGGCUCAGAGGCAGAUAUUUGGAGCAUGGGAGUACUACUGUAUGCUCUACUGUGUGGCUUCCUCCCCUUCGAUGAUGAAAGUGUCAUAUCUCUCUACAAGAAGAUAGUGAGAGGAAAAUACAGUAUUCCAAAUUGGCUGUCUACCGGCAGUAUACUACUGCUUAGCCAAAUGCUUCAGGUGGACCCAAAGAAGCGGAUUACAGUGAAAUGUCUGUUAAACCACCCUUGGAUCAUGAAUGGUCAUUCUGAUGCUGUUGAGUGGCAAAGUAAAUACCUGCUGGGACAUCUUGAUGAAGACUGCUUAGAAGAGCUUUCUGUGUUUCAUAAAAAGAGCAGAGAGAGUAUUAUCAAAUUACUAUCAGAGUGGAAAUAUGACCAGAUGUCAGCAACAUAUCUCUUGCUUCAGUCCAAGAAGGCUCGUGGCAAGUGUCUUCAGUUAAGGGUUUCAUGUCUAACAGGGCAUGCCUGUACAACACAAUCAUCAGACCUCGAGUCUGAAAAAACUGUGAUGCAUGAGGACAUGCCAGACUGCAGUGAAGUACCACUUGCAUUUGAAUCCAUGGAAGUUCCUGAUGCAGCUUUUAAAGAGUCUUCACUAGAAGAAUUUGUUCUAAAGACUCGGAAAACAAAGCAGCAUUCAAGGCAUGAUGCUGAAGUGGAUGAUACAGAAUUCACACUGUCAACUCCAGUGACAAGAAAAGUGGCAUCAAAGAAGCAUGAAAACAAAGAGAAUGUUGAUACAGAGUCAGCUUUAAGAAAUGAAAUGCCCUUUGCGCUUCCUGCUCAAACGAGUCCGUUUACAAAGAGUCAGAUUGAGACAAAAGUACAAACCAUACCCUUUCAGGCAUCUGCCUUUAAAGAGAACCAGUUCACUGCAGUCACCCCAGCUAGGACACCUGCAAACCCAACAAACACAUGUGAAUCAACAGCAGCUGAAGUUCCUCCUGGAAGAAGGUGUCAUUCACUGGAAAUGGAUCUCAACGUAGCUCACAUGGAUAGCAGCCAAAAGAAGAGAAAAGCUAAGAUAUUUGGAAGUCUUGAAAGAGGCCUGGAUAAGGUGAUCACAAUGCUUACGCCAAGCAAAAAGAAACAAUUCACCAGAGAUCGCCCAAGGAGACUUAAGGAACAUUGUAAUGUCACCACCACUCAGCUACUGAAACCAGACCAACUGUUGAACAAAAUAUCUGCAGUUCUUUCAAAGAAGCAUGUGGAAUAUGUUCAGAAGGGUUAUACUCUGAAAUGUCAAACACGGUCAGAUUUUGGGAAAACCACAAUGAAGUUUGUGUUGGAGGUGUGUUAUGUUGGGAAGCCUGAAGUGGUGGGUAUCCAGCGACAGCGGCUGAAGGGAGAUGCCUGGGCCUACAAGAGGCUGAUAGAAGAUAUUUUGUCUGACUGCCAGGUGUGACGAGCUGACGGUGUGCUUGGAAAGCAGCACUUUUGUACUGAGGCCUUAGUCACAAUGUUCCACAAAGAUUCUGUCGCCUUCACAGCU
Molecule: messenger RNA, 2093 nt
Organism: Colius striatus (speckled mousebird)
Lineage: Eukaryota; Metazoa; Chordata; Aves; Coliiformes; Coliidae
Gene: MELK
Product: maternal embryonic leucine zipper kinase
Exons: 17
Coding region: 39-2006 (655 amino acids)
Biological process (GO): intracellular signal transduction; protein phosphorylation; microtubule cytoskeleton organization
Cellular component (GO): cytoplasm
Molecular function (GO): ATP binding; protein serine/threonine kinase activity; tau-protein kinase activity
Source: RefSeq, a predicted model, not a curated record